UUUGACAUUUUAUGCUUAAAAAUGUGUAAUGGUGUUAAAUUAUACCAUCAUCCUAAGAAUUUGGUAACUAUGCCAAUCUUUUAAUGGUAACCCCAAAAUGCCCUCUCCUCAAACCCAAAAAAAUCAGCCCCUCCUUUCUCUCUCUUUCCCUCUCGUUUGAUCUCUCUCUCUUUCUUCUCUCACUCUCUCUCUUCUCGCACUCUCUCUCUUUCACUUUGUCUCUCUUUCUCAUUGCUCUCUCCGUUGCCGCCGACUGCCGCCGCCUGCCACCUCCACGUCUUGGCCGACUGCCACCUUGAAGAUUCUCACCCUCAAAGUCCACCACACUCAACAAAGCAAUGGAUUCAUCUGUAUUUGUGCCUGUACUGUAUGAUGGCGUUUGGACUUUGGAGGGUUUCAACUGGGUAUUUGAUUCCUCAAAAAGUAAGACAUUGAUAUUGGACAUUGACUGUACACUGAAAAAGUUGCAUGAAGUUUUGCAUGAGGAGUUGGAGGUGGACCCCUUGGUGUUUGAAUUGAAGUUAGAAGUUCUUUACAUGUACAUGAAAGGCACUAAGUUUCCACCUGAGGUUUUAGUGAAAGAUAGUCAACUACGAGUGUUCUUGAGCAUGAAGGCAAAAAUGAGUGUGGACAACUUGUUGCCACUAUUUGUGACUAAGGUGAAGAAGAAUGUGAAUUUGGAGCAGACUCCCCGAAAUGUAACCCCUAGAAGUGUUGUUGGGACCUUUGUCCCAGAAACUGAUCUGGGGGUUGGUUUGGACGAGCAAGUUGGCACUAAUGUAGAUGAUGAGAGAGUGGGUAUCGAGUUUCAUCAUUCAGAUGAGUUCGAUGCUCCCUUUUACAACAAUGAUCCUGUGGUUGAUUUGGGUGUGGAUGAUGAUGUGGCUGCUGAUGUACCUCCCCUGAGGAUGGAACUAACUCCAAGCAACCAAGUAGAGCGACAAAGAAGACCCCCCCGUAGUGAGAAUCGCCAAACACCAGGAACUAGUAGCAGUCGGCCAGGUCCUUCUGAUAGUGCUCCUGUAUCUGAAUUUGAAGUUUCUACUAAAUUCAAACCUCUUGUGUGGACAAGGGAAGACAUAGAGGAAAAUAAUGUGUAUACAACAUCUCUUAGUGGUACGCCUUCAGGGGAGAUAUAUCUUGGCAAGUUGUACAAAAACAAGGAAGAAUUGAAGAAUGUAGUUGGUAGGUAUGCACUGAAAAAUAAUUUUGAGUGGAUGGUAAGUAAGUCUGGCACUGAUGUGUUUUACGUUACUUGUAAGGAUGAAAAUUGUAAAUGGAGAUUAAGGGGGAAGAAGAAGGCACUUUGUGACAUGUUUGAGGUUACUGUGUUUCACAACGAACACACAUGUAACUUGGAUUCUAGACAUUCUGAUCACCGGCAAGCAGCACCGUGGGUCAUUGGUCACAUUAUUAAGAACAAGUACACAUCAGAUGGAUCUAACUACAAGGCAAAAGACAUACAGAGGGAUAUGUUUGAUGAAUAUGGCAUCAAGAUGAGUUACGAGAAAGCUUGGAGAUGUAGAGAGAAGGCAGUUAUGUACAAGAGGGGUACUCCAGCAGAAUCUUAUACGAAAUUAUAUGGUUACUUCUACAUGCUGGAACAGAAUAAUCCAGGCACUAUUACUGACAUUGUCAGCGAGGAUAACCGGUUCAAGUACUGUUUCUGGUCACUCGAUGCUUGUAGGAAGGGAUUUAAGUAUUGUCGUCCUGUGAUUAGUAUCGACGGAACAUUCUUGAAGACGAAGUAUGGAGGAACACUGUUAGUUGCUGUUGCGUACGAUGCAAACAACCAAUUGUUUCCGGUAGCCUUUGCAAUUGUUGACAGUGAGAAUCAUGACUCUUGGAAGUAUUUCUUGCGAAAGUUGAAGGAAGCCAUUGGUCCGGUUGAAAAUCUUAUGUUCAUAUCGGAUAGGCAUCAAAGCAUUGAACAUGCUGUUGAUGUUGUUUUCCCAGAAGCAUGCCACUGUGCAUGCUUCAAGCAUAUUACUAUGAAUGUCAAUCACAAGUUUAAGACUGAUGUAUGCAACAAGCAAAUAUGGCUUGCAGCUUACGCAUGGAACAAGACGGAAUGUGAUAGGCAUUUUGAGGUGCUGAAACAGAUGGACCCUGCCAUUGCUACAUACGUCGAGCAAAUAGGGUUUGAAAAGUGGGCUCGUCCUUAUUGUCCAGGCGAUCGGUACAACAUAAUGACAAGCAACGCUGCCGAAAGCUUCAACAAGGUGACAGAAGAAUUCAGAAAAUAUCCAGUAACUAUUUUGGUUGACUUCAUCAGGUUCACACUUCAAAAUUGGUUUGCUUCUCGUCUCGAAAAGGCUAGUAAGUGCGCUACUCCUUUGGCUACUACUUUUGAAAAUGAUUUAAAGGAUCAACACAAAGAUGGUAUGUUCAGGAGUGUCCUUCGUAAUGGUGCCCAAUUGUUCAACGUUGGUACGAGUCCUCAAGGUGAGAGAGGUGGUGAUGUGAACUUAGUGGAGAGAACAUGCACUUGCGGACUUUUCCAAAUGCUGAAAAUCCCUUGUCCACAUGCAUGUGCCGCAACAGUUAGUCAGAAUGUGAGCGUGUACACACUUUGCUCUCCAUAUUACACUAAAGAAACGUGGAAGAAAACCUACGAUGCCACAAUUAAUAUUGUUGGCGAGGAGGAUGAGUGGGUACUACCGGAACAUAUCAAGAACAUAAGAAUCGGGGUACCAGUGGAGAAAACCAGUAGGUCGGCCUAGGAAGAGCAAUGCAGGUAGAAGACCGACGAAGCGUCGACCUUCUAGUGGUCAGGUGGUAGUGGAACCUCGUCAUUGUUCGCUAUGUCACGGUUCAGGGCACAACAGAGCUACAUGCAAAGCUCGAGUUUGAACCAUUUCUCCAAUUUUUAAAUGAAUAUGUGUUGUAUUGCUGGUUGUUGGAUAUUGUGCUUUUUUCUCCUAGAUUAAUAAUUUUUUGGUUUGUUUACCCAUUUUAGGCGACAUUAUGCGAUUACUGUGCGAUUUGUAACUGACAGGAGCUAGUUUGUAGUUUGUUUUGUAUUUUUUGGCGAUAUCCUGCGAUUAUUGUGCGAUUUUUGUGCGAUGUUAACUGACAGGAUCUUGACAGGAUCUUGUUUUUUGGUUGCUCGUUUCUGUAGUGUCUGGCGAUAUUUUUGCGAUUAUGGUGCGAUUUUUGUGCGAUGUUAACUGACAGGAUCCUGUUUUUGAGUUUGCUUUGGUUCUGUAUUUUUGGCGACAUUGUGCGAUUAUGGUGCGAUUUUUCUGCGAUGUGAACUAAUCUAGAUUUGUUAGUUUGUGUA
Messenger RNA from Cannabis sativa, 3283 nucleotides. RefSeq lists its product as uncharacterized. The transcript is spliced from 2 exons. Gene Ontology annotation, molecular function: zinc ion binding. The record is from RefSeq and is a predicted model, not a curated record. Bases 339 to 2723 code for a protein of 794 amino acids. Lineage: Eukaryota; Viridiplantae; Streptophyta; Magnoliopsida; Rosales; Cannabaceae.